AAAAAAACUAAUACCCAUCCUUGUAAAUAUGAAACCUUUUAUUGCGUCAUACAUUCCCCUGUGGAAUACUCUUGUAGUAAUUCACUAGCAUGUUUGAGAAGCAGCAGCUCAUGUGGGUGGUGACGUGUAAUUUGAACUCCUCUCUUCCACCGUCUCUCUCUCUCUUUCUCUCUCUCUCUCUCACACACACACACACACACGAAACACAGCGACUAUAAUUGAUAGGAAGUGAGGGGGGAAAAAAUUAACAAGAGUCGUAUGGCUUUGGGGCGUUUGGGUUUGAAGUAUAUUAUGGGCAAGUGGUGGAUGGUAGUUUCUUCUCCUUCGUUUGUGUGUAAAAGUUUAGGUGAGAGAAUUAGUAGUACUACUCUGAGUCUGAGGAGGCUGUCUACAGUAGUACCAGCUGCUGUUGGUGAAAAAUCAGAGGGUGGAGGAGAGGUGGUUGUAUGUAAUGGUGAAAAGAAACUUGGGUUGUUCCCCAAAAGGCGGCGUCCUAGUGGUUUCUGGACGAGCCACCACCUCCACCGUGACGACGAAGACUCUGUUCCUGCUGACCUCUAUUUAUUAUUUCCCUCAGGGCUAGGGGAUGCGCUAAUGCAAGCAAGCAAGAACGUCAACAAGCUGCUGGAGAAAUUGCCACCUUCCGAAUUAAUAGGCCGAGUUAACGAACAGGACGAUCGCUACGAGCUCCGGUACGAAGUUCCCCCGAGGAUGUUCCAAGACGAUAUGAAGAUCGAGAUCGAUUAUGAUUGUAUUUUGACAUUAAAAGCAGAGCACAAAAAGGGGGAAGAAGAAGAACAAGGGUGUUGCAGUGUUAGACUAGUGCUGCCUGAAGAUGCACAAGUUGACGAAAUUAAGGCACAAAUGGAAAAUGGGGUGCUGGUUAUUACUAUACCUAGGAGUGGUGGAGGACCCAAGCUUGGGGAUGUUAAGGAGGUCCAAACUGAUCACUAGCUUUGGUGGUUUUGUGAAGCUUUGUGACUUCUGGUGUUUUCUUUGUGGGUGAUGGCUUAGAGCCUUUACACUCUGUUUUUUUUUCGGCGAAAGUCAGUAUAUUUAGCUUUUAUCUAAACUCAAAAUUACUUAGAACAUAUGAAUAAGCCAAGCUAAAUAAGUUUUGAGUUCGUGUGU
Rhododendron vialii is the source of this 1131-nucleotide messenger RNA. Its product is annotated as 26.5 kDa heat shock protein, mitochondrial-like. Lineage: Eukaryota; Viridiplantae; Streptophyta; Magnoliopsida; Ericales; Ericaceae. The coding region runs from base 259 to 954 and encodes 231 amino acids. The record is from RefSeq and is a predicted model, not a curated record. Gene Ontology annotation, biological process: response to heat. The transcript is spliced from 2 exons.